CUAGUCAUUCAUUAUUUCUUCAUUCUUUCCAUCAAUACAGUACACUAGAUUUCCGAUAUUGUUUUGUGCAGAUUUCCUACUUGGUUUAUUAACUACUACAUUCAUUCAUUCAUUCAUUGGACGGCUAUCCUGCGAUGCAUCAAUAGACAUUUACCACGAUCACGACCAACCACUACCACAACCACAACUAAACUAAACAACAUCAUAAUGUCCACCAUGUUAACCCGACCUACGGCCAUCCUCAUCUUCUCCCUCGUCUUCCUAAACCUCUACCUCUUCCACCGACUCAUCCGCCAACCCGUCGUACCACUCUCAUCCACCAUCGUACCAACCCCAAGUCCAGCGGCAGCAGAGAUACAAGAAAUACACCUACCACCACAACAACCACCCCCAAUAACCACCACCACCGAAGACCCAACAACCCUAUUCCCAACCACCACCCUCGCAACAAUCACCACCCACACCACCACAUCCACAUCCACAUCCACAACAACCCACCCUCCCAAAACCCACACGCACACCCACCCCCAACCAACCAGCCACUCCAUCCCCCACAAACUGUGGCAAAAAACCGGCACAAAAGGCCUCACCACGCAAGCCGAAUCCUGGAUCUCAACCUGGACAACCCUAAACCCACACCUACGGCACGAAAUCCUCACCGAAACAUCCAGCCUCGCGUACGUGGAAACGAACUUCCGCCCCAUCUGGCCCGAAAUCGCCGACCUAUACACCUCCCUCUCGGUGCCCAUCCUCCGCGCCGACCUCCUGAGACUCCUAAUCCUCUACAUCGACGGCGGGAUCUGGUCCGACCUGGACGUAUCCUGCGAAGUGCCUAUAUCGCAAUGGCCGAUCCCGCCGACGGCGAACGUGGUCGUGGGGAUCGAGUUCGACGGAUGGCAGUUCGCGUCGUGGACGGUGAUGUCUACACCCGGGAAUGGACAUAUAUAUCAUGCGAUUGAGUAUGUAGCGGGAAGGUUGGAGGGGCUUGCGAGGGAGAAUAAUGUCACUGUGGGCGAGGUGACGAUGGAGAUGAUUCCGGAUGUGGUGGAUGUGACGGGGCCGCAGGCUAUUACUGUUGCGUUAUUGGAGACGAUUAGUGAGGAGGUGGGACGCGGGGUGGGUAAGGAGGAGAUUGAGGGGAUUGGGGAAGGCGGGGUGUUGCUCGGGGAUGUGCUUGUGUUGCCGCAGGCGAGCUUUGCGGCGUUGCAGGGCGGGAUGCCGCAGGGGCAGGGGGAGUAUUUUGUUAGUCAUCAUUAUGCGGGGAGUUGGAAGAAUGAGGUUGGUGGGGAGGAGGGGGUUAAAGAGGAUGAUGAGGAGGAGCAGGAUGGGGAGGAGGAGGUGGUGAUUGUUGUGGAGGACGGAGAUGAAGGUGCGGAUGGGGAGGGUGAUGGGGGGAAGGAGGAAGGGAUUAGGGUAUGGUAUUCUAUGCUGUGCAUAAUGAGUAUUAUUGGCAAUGUUCAUGUCUCACACGUGGCACUCCUUACUGUCACUUAUGCAAGUCACCUGUUUGGCAUAAACUCGGCAGCUCACUCGUCUGCUGUUGCCAACAUCAUACCCAGGGUUAUUAUGGCUGAUGUAUCGGUCUCUAUAGUAAUCACAUCUUCGAUGAUAGGAAUCUCAUGCUGA
This is a messenger RNA of Aspergillus costaricaensis CBS 115574, 1626 nucleotides long. Its product is annotated as glycosyltransferase family 32 protein. Gene Ontology annotation, cellular component: mannan polymerase complex. NCBI's taxonomy places the organism in Eukaryota, Fungi, Ascomycota, Eurotiomycetes, Eurotiales, Aspergillaceae. Gene Ontology annotation, biological process: protein N-linked glycosylation. The coding region runs from base 208 to 1626 and encodes 472 amino acids. The record is from RefSeq and is a predicted model, not a curated record. Gene Ontology annotation, molecular function: alpha-1,6-mannosyltransferase activity. The transcript is spliced from 4 exons.